AUGGUCGGAGAACUGGCCGCUUUUGGUUACGAUUCGCAGUACGAUGAAGCGGAAAGUGUUUUCCUGGAUGGCAUCUCUCAGGCAACUUUCAACACUUCGUUAAUGUUAGCACUUCAGAACGAUGCAGGCCAUGAAAAUGCACAUUUGAAAAUUUAUUUUCUCACUCGAAGCGCAAUAAAGCAUUUAAAAACGGAGCAAUUAGCGCAAGAAAAGCGCGGCGAAAAAAGCAGUCUUCUUUUCCGGCCAGCAAUCACAGAUUGUUUUGUUGCGGUGAAAGUUUCACCCACAGCAGACAAAAGAUCCUCAUACAUGAAGUGCCUUAAUUAUUCUGACGAGCAUCUCUAUACCGAGUUGAAACGUGCAUAUGCGGAUGUGGAAUGCUCGAAAGCGAUACAGGAAAGACGUAAAACUUUAAAGUGUCUAUUGGGAUUGUUGUACGAGGACGGCAAACGUCAUCACUCCACUGAAAGUGAUUUCAUGACGGACACGUCACACAUGUCGGAUGGCUCGCAACGAAUAGCCAGAAAGCAUCAGGAGGAUGAGCUCUGGAAAAUGGACUGCCCAACUUUAAGAAACGAGUUGGCUAAGAUGGAUGAGGAAGUGGAUUAUGCCAAUUCUAAGCUGAUCCGCGCUUCCAAAAAACGCGCUCAUGAGAUGGCCAGACAGCAAAAGAAGUGUGACAUAAUCACAGCGGUACUACAAGCAGUUUCUGAGAAAAGAGGUAUUUUCACUGUACGGCAUUCGUUAAAAAUUCUAUUUUUUUAUGCAGUGUGUUUGGAACAGAUAGCGAUCUCGAAAGUUAGGUCCCGUCCGCAUAAUUUAAUCACCAAAGUGUGGAUUCGUGAAAGCUGCAAAUGCUGGUGUUUUAAAGAAAAAAUUCAUUUGGAGCCUUUGAUGGAGACGCAGGUCCACUGUGAAAUCAGUUUUCUAUAUCCUAGCAUUCAUACGAAAUUUAUAACUCCACAAAAUCAAGCUAUUUUCUGGAUAACAGCGCGAGCAGGAAGCUGUGGCACCGGAGUUUCAGUGACUGGCAGAUAUGCUAGAAUGCAUAUAUGGAAUUUCCGAUCCCUGUUUAACCUGUUGGCAGUAACUGAUCAGAAAAUGGAGAUGGGGCCCCUUUACGUGCUUUUACUUGACACUUACUCGAAACGGCUACUAGUUCACCACUGGUUGGUGUAUCUGACAACCAUACCAUUUUUUAUGCAUUUUUUGCAGCUAUGCAAUGCAGAAAACGCAUAUUGA
This is a messenger RNA of Gongylonema pulchrum, 1242 nucleotides long. NCBI's taxonomy places the organism in Eukaryota, Metazoa, Nematoda, Chromadorea, Rhabditida, Gongylonematidae. The record is from the annotation of a GenBank genome assembly.